CACCACUCUCCGCCUCUCUCUCUCUUUCCCACACUCCUCCUCCAUUAACCACAACUCUCCGCCUUCUUUCUCUGUUAAACACUUUCGACUCCCCCUUGAACACUUCCUCCAUCUCUAUUCACUAUGAGAGAGGUUAUCAGCUUGAACGUCGGCCAGGCCGGUUGCCAGAUCGCCAACUCGUGCUGGGAGCUUUACUGCCUUGAGCACGGUAUCCAGCCCGAUGGUUACCUGACCGAGGAACGCAAAGCCGGCGACCAAGACCAUGGCUUUGACACUUUCUUCUCUGAGACUGGCCAGGGCAAGUACGUUCCUCGUACCAUCUACGCCGAUUUGGAGCCCAACGUCGUCGACGAGGUCCGCACCGGCACAUACCGUUCUCUCUUCCACCCUGAACACUUGAUCACUGGCAAGGAGGAUGCCUCUAACAACUACGCCCGUGGCCACUACACCGUCGGAAAGGAGCUCAUCGACCAGGUCUUGGACAAGGUUCGCCGUGUCGCCGAUAACUGCUCUGGACUCCAAGGUUUCCUCGUCUUCCACUCCUUCGGUGGCGGAACCGGUUCCGGUUUCGGUGCUUUGUUGAUGGAGCGCCUCUCUGUUGACUACGGCAAGAAGUGCAAGUUGGAGUUCUGCGUUUACCCUGCUCCCCAGGUCGCCACCUCCGUGGUCGAGCCAUACAACUCCAUCCUUACCACCCACACCACUUUGGAGCACUCUGACUGCAGCUUCAUGGUUGAUAACGAGGCCAUCUACGAUAUCUGCCGACGAAACCUCGGAAUCGAGCGCCCCAACUACGAGAACUUGAACCGUCUCAUCGCUCAAGUCGUCUCCUCCAUCACCGCUUCCCUCCGAUUCGAUGGAUCCUUGAACGUCGACCUUAACGAGUUCCAGACCAACUUGGUGCCUUACCCCCGUAUCCAUUUCCCUCUCGUCGCCUACUCGCCUGUCGUCUCCGCCGCCAAGGCUGCCCACGAGGCCAACUCGGUCAUGGAGAUCACCAACGCUUGCUUCGAGCCCAACAACCAGAUGGUCAAGUGCGAUCCCCGCAACGGAAAGUACAUGGCCACAUGUUUGCUGUACCGUGGAGACGUCGUCCCCAAGGACUCUCACGUCGCCAUCGCUCACCUCAAGACCAAGCGCACCAUCCAGUUCGUCGACUGGUGCCCUACCGGUUUCAAGGUCGGUAUCUGCUACCAGCCCCCACAGGUCGUCCCCAACGGCGAUCUCUCCCAGGUCAACCGCGCCGUCUGCAUGCUCGCCAACACAACCGCCAUCGGCGAGGCCUGGUCCGCCCUUUCACACAAGUUCGAUCUCAUGUACUCCAAGCGUGCCUUCGUCCACUGGUAUGUCGGUGAGGGUAUGGAGGAGGGUGAAUUCUCAGAAGCGAGAGAAGAUUUGGCAGCGCUCGAGAGAGACUACGAGGAGGUGGCUGCUGACUCGCUCGAGGGUGAGGAGGGUGUUGAGGCCGAGUACUAGUCCCUCAACUACGCAUGAAUGGAGCGUUAGCAGGCAUGCUCGUCAGUGCUGUAUCGUUAAUCUGUUAUGUUCUCAAUUCCUUGAGCAUGACUUUGCAUUGACGAGGGCAUGGACUUUGGCGAUAGUGACGGAGUUUGUGUUCGAUCUGCUGGCGAAAAUGGGUCUCCUGGGGAGAGCGUUUGGGCCAUUUGGCUUUUCCUUGUCAUAAGUUUUCUUUAAUGCGGUAUACACCAGUAAAUUGAUCAAAGGCUCAAGCCUAUUUCAUACA
Aaosphaeria arxii CBS 175.79 is the source of this 1744-nucleotide messenger RNA. RefSeq names its product tubulin nucleotide-binding domain-like protein. The record is from RefSeq and is a predicted model, not a curated record. Lineage: Eukaryota; Fungi; Ascomycota; Dothideomycetes; Pleosporales. Gene Ontology annotation, biological process: nuclear migration by microtubule mediated pushing forces; microtubule cytoskeleton organization; mitotic cell cycle. Bases 124 to 1476 code for a protein of 450 amino acids. The transcript is spliced from 7 exons. Gene Ontology annotation, cellular component: microtubule; cytoplasm; spindle. Gene Ontology annotation, molecular function: structural constituent of cytoskeleton; GTP binding.